AUCUUUUUUUUUCUUUCCACAGACUACUCAUUGACUUCUCGUAGAUUUACAGUUUUAUUCUUUGAAUUUUUAUACAUCUUCGAUCUUGAAUUUCUUGGAUCUUUCUCUCUCUAUAUCUAUACAUUUAUAUAUAUAUAUAUAUACACACACACACACUCCAUGUAGCAUGAUUCUGGACACACACAUAUAUAGUAUAUAGAUUGAUUACGUCAUAUAUAUAUAUAUAUAUAUAUAGAUUGAUUACAUUUUUCUAGAGAUGUGUGCUUCAUUCGGGAAAACCUAGACUUUGCAGAUAAUAGAGACAGAAAUCUCUCAUUUUCUUUUACUGUAUCUGGAAAUUUAACAGGUACCCGCUUUCACCAAUAACGUUGAAAAACUCUGAUUCUCUCUCUCUCUAAGAUUUCAAAUUAUUAGUGAGAGAAAGUUCUAGAGAGAGAAAGUGUUAUAAAAGGAGUUUAAAGAGCUUUCGAACUAAAUAGAGAGAUCCAACAUUCGGCGGAGGCAGCACAGGAACCGUUACCGUUACUAUAAAGAAAGAGGGAAUAUAUAUAAUAAAUAUAUACAUACAUAUAUAUAUAUAUAUAUAUAUACGUAUAUGAUGACGAUGAAUGUAAAAGGAAAGAAACGGCAAGACAACGCAGACGAUCGGCUCAAAUCGAGGCUUUUGGUUGCGAUUUUCUGCGACUAUUGUCAUUCGCUUUCGGUUCGUUUGCUGACAUCGAGAAUUGCUGUCCACAAUCGAUCUUAAAGGAGACUUUACAUACAUACAUAAACGGACAAUUCAAAUUCAGGGUACCUCUGCUUAUCUUUAUUUCUUCUUCGGGUUGUUUCAUGCUGUUCGGUAGUGGAUUGGAUUGAUGUACAAUGCAGAGAUCACGUAGAGCUCUUCUGCAGAGAAGAGCUUUGGAGAAUGCUAUUGAUAAAAGAAAUCACUUGUGCAAAGUUUCGGUGUCUCUGGUGUUUGUUUUAUGGGGGCUUUUCUUCCUCUUAAAUUUGUGGAUUGGUCGUGGUGAUGGUUACAAAGAUUUAGAUGAAUCUGAGCAAUUUCCUGUUGGAGCAAGAACUUGUGAUGAAGAUAAGCUGGGACAUAAUGUAGGAUCUCAUUCCGUAGAUAAAAACCCUUCAGCGGAAAUUAAUUCUGAGAACUCCAACGAGAAUUUACGCACAGUUGGGGUUGAAACCAAUGGUUUCAGUGGUGAAUUACAAGUAAGUGGAGGAAAUGUAAAUUAUGACUCAGCUGUCAAAGAGCCAAGUGAGGUUGAGAAUUCCAGUUUUGGUGCGAAAUCUGAAAAAGACAUUCCAAAACCUGACAAACUUUCUCGUGCUGUGCCGUUGGGUCUUGAUGAAUUCAAGAUUAAAGCAUAUAAUGCAAAAGGUAGAUCUCUAGUUGGUCAGGCUGGAAGCAUAAUACACAGAGUGGAACCCGGAGGUGCAGAGUACAAUUAUGCUUCGUCCUCGAAGGGAGCGAAGGUGUUGGCUUACAAUAAGGAAGCAAAAGGUGCUUCUAAUAUCUUAAGCAGAGACAAGGACAAGUACCUCCGGAAUCCUUGUUCUGCUGAGGAGAAAUUUGUUGUAAUAGAACUUUCAGAAGAAACCUUAGUGGAUGCAAUUGAAAUAGCAAAUUUCGAGCAUUACUCGUCGAACUUGAAGGAUUUUGAGCUGCUUGGGAGUUUGGUUUAUCCGGUUGAUACAUGGGUCAAACUAGGAAAUUUUACUACUGAAAACGUAAAGCUUGCUAAGAGGUUUGUUCUUCAGGAGCCAAAAUGGGUUAGAUAUUUGAAGUUGAAUUUAUUGAGUCAUUAUGGUUUUGAGUUCUACUGCACACUAAGUGUUCUAGAAGUGUAUGGAGUGGAUGCUGUUGAGAGGAUGCUCGAGGAUUUGUUCUCUGUUAAAGAUAAUUUGUUUGAGCCGAAGGAAUCAAAUGGUGAGCAAAAACCAUCACACUCCCAGGUGCCAUCUACUGAGGGUGAUGAUAUUCAUCAAAGUAUUGACAGUGAAGUAAAAUCUGACCCUGCUCUUGGAAAUGCUGAUGUGAAACAUGGAGUUAUGAAUAUUAACGUGCCCAGCCCGCCUGAAGAAAUUCCUCAUCAACAAGUUGGCAGAAUGCCUGGAGACACUGUUCUUAAGAUACUGACGCAAAAGGUUAGAUCAUUGGAUGUAAGUUUAUCAGUUUUGGAGCAUUACUUGGAGGAAUUAAACUCCAAAUAUGGCAGCAUUUUCAAAGACUUUGACAAAGAUAUGGGAAAGAAAGAUGUACUUUUGGAGAAGAUCAGAGAGAAUAUAAAAAGCUUGUCUGACAGCAACGAUGCCAUGACUAAAGAGGUUGGUGAUCUUAUUUCUUGGAAAUCCCUUGUUUCCAGACAGCUGAAUGAUAUAAUAGGGGACAACGCUGUUCUCAGAUUAGAGGUUGAAAAGGUACGGCAGAAUCAGAGACACAUGGAGAAUAAAGGAAUCGUGGUCUUCCUUGUAUCCCUAGUUUUUGGAUUGUUCACAGUUAUGAGUCUAUUAGUAGAUAUGGUAUUGAGUGUGUAUAGACCAGAAAAUUCCAGGAGUUUUUGCUCGACGGGUUCUUCCUGGCUUUUCCUGCUACUGAGCAGUAGCAUUGUUAUUGUCAUCCUUUCGUUAUAAUCACAGUUUUGUUCGACUCAUUUCGGUUUCUUUAAGUCUAUUCAUACAAGCCUGGCAGUUGAUUCAUAAUCGAUUGAUGGCUUCCUCAAUGCAGAUUACUUUUCAGUUA
Cornus florida is the source of this 2737-nucleotide messenger RNA. RefSeq names its product SUN domain-containing protein 4. The transcript has 5 exons. The record is from RefSeq and is a predicted model, not a curated record. NCBI's taxonomy places the organism in Eukaryota, Viridiplantae, Streptophyta, Magnoliopsida, Cornales, Cornaceae. Gene Ontology annotation, biological process: protein folding in endoplasmic reticulum. Gene Ontology annotation, cellular component: membrane; cytoplasm. Bases 865 to 2628 code for a protein of 587 amino acids.